Messenger RNA from Gekko japonicus, 1634 nucleotides. Its product is annotated as ubiquitin-conjugating enzyme E2 variant 2-like. Gene Ontology annotation, biological process: protein K63-linked ubiquitination; DNA damage tolerance. Gene Ontology annotation, cellular component: nucleus. The transcript is spliced from 3 exons. Lineage: Eukaryota; Metazoa; Chordata; Lepidosauria; Squamata; Gekkonidae. The annotation marks the transcript as partial. The record is from RefSeq and is a predicted model, not a curated record.
UUAAAGUCCCUCGUAAUUUUCGUUUGCUGGAAGAACUUGAAGAAGGUCAGAAAGGAGUAGGAGAUGGUACAGUAAGCUGGGGCCUUGAAGAUGAUGAAGACAUGACGCUUACCAGGUGGACGGGCAUGAUUAUUGGGCCACCAAGAACAAAUUAUGAAAACAGAAUAUACAGCUUGAAGGUAGAGUGCGGUCCUAAAUAUCCAGAAGCACCUCCAACAGUUAGAUUUGUAACUAAAAUUAAUAUGAAUGGAAUAAAUAAUUCCAAUGGAAUGGUGGAUGCGCGGAGCAUACCAGUGUUAGCAAAAUGGCAAAAUUCUUAUAGCAUUAAAGUUAUACUUCAAGAGCUAAGGCGUCUAUUGAUGUCCAAAGAAAAUAUGAAGCUUCCACAACCUCCAGAAGGACAAACUUACAACAAUUAAUUUUAGCUGAAUCCCAAACUUGUCUUAAAACAACUUCUACUUAUGUUAAUGUCUUGAUUCAAUCUCACAAUGCAAAACCACCCACACAUUAAAGAGUUUCUUCUGGUGUACAUUAUCUGGACAUAUGAAAGAAUAUAUAUAUAUGUAUGCCCCAUAUGUUUUCAGGCACAAUCAGAGAGAAAAGGCAACACAUUUUGUUUCCCUCUUUAGCAAGGCGCGAUCAUUUUAACAUAAGCCUGAAGUAGCCUAAAAUCGGCGCGCCAGUGUUUCAAGACGAAAGUAUGACAGGAAGUGUCAGAUUGCCAUGGAGUAAGAUGUUUCAGGGGGAAAAAAGCCUUUUCUCGAGAAGAAAAAAGAAAUAAAAAACGGCAUGCUUUAUCCAUCUUGCUUUAGUAAAAGAGCUGCAGAUGAAAUUGUUUUUAAAGUAGCGGGUACUGCAACUACCAUUGCUCAACUUGUUUAUCUUAUUUUAUUUUUUUUUGCAAAGGUGUGGGUGCUGAAUGCUGGUAGUGUCACAGAAUACAGUCAGGAUUGUUUUGAUACUUGUAUUUAUAAAACGAGGGAAUGAUUUUUCUCUUAAGCGGCUCCUGUGUGUUACAUGUAAUGGACAUUGCAAAAUAUUUGUUUACAGUCUUUGUUCUAAUAAACCAUACAUUUAAGUUUUAGUGAAACGAAACAAAAAACAAAACAAAAAAAAGGAAAUAGGUGUAUGGAAAAUGUGAUUGAGAAUAAAGUUAGUCUUCAAAUGUAAAUAAAAUGUGGAAAGUAUCCUUGGAGGCUAUGCCAUUUCUGUAUGAAGUUAUUUAUUCUUGUAGUACCUUGCACAGACAAGGAGUGAACGAACAUCGCUUCUAAUCUAAUGUCCAACGUCUGCUCCAUUUGAUAGCCAAAACUGUUGCUGGAGCUAUUUCAAUGGAGCGGCUUGCUUAAGACACUCUCCAGAGCUUAGCUUGUGCAAGCAUACCUUUUGUAAGGCUCUGGAAACAAUGAUACUCUAGCUGUAACUUGCUGCUUUCAUGGCUCUUCAUAUGUCAUUUAUUCCCUAUUUAUCACAAUUAUUAACAUACUUGCAAAAAAAAAGGAUACGAUUGGAAAGGGGAAUCAUUUCUGGCCUUUGAAUAGCUUUGAUUUCAUGUUUCUUCUACAAGAGUCAAGAGCAGGGGUGUCAAACAUGCGGACCGGGGGCCGGAUUAGGCCCCCAGAGGGCUUCUAUCA